AUUCUCACGCCCAAUUCUCAGCUUUUUAACAUCCAAGCGCUUCACCUCGUCGGAGCGCCUACAUUUACAUUUCCUUCGUCCGAUGGCACGAUUCUUAUCCCGAACCCUAAUCCGCGAAUCGCAAUCUGUAGGCCGUGAGCUUUCGCCUUCCAGUCAUUGCUUAGGCUACGUCGGACCCGGCGUUGUCGUGCGGCCGCUGCCUUGGCGCUUCGUGGGCGUUCGCCUGCGCUCUGACCGGCCGGAGGUUGGGCAGCUCAUUGAAGUAGAGCUCGGCCAGGGGACAGACUCUACAAACGUGGAGGUGGAGGUCCUUAGCUUGCGGAGGCUGGAGGACGCGAUCCAGGUACUUGUCAUACAGAAAUCGGCCCCGGCAUGGAUCCCCUUCGUCCCUGGAUCCUCUUACUGGGUUCCUCCGAGGCCUCGCGGCCAUGGCUUCGAACUUGGGGUUAUUGCACGUUCUGAGAAGUCACUCACCGAAGAGGAGGCGCUCUCUCGUACCACCCGACGUGGGUGGCCUUCCUCUUCGUACUUCGUUGAUGGCGUAUUGCCUGAUCAUCAUUCUACAAAGAUUUUUUCUAUGGCUGUAGCUGGAUCAGCAGCACAAUCAGAUGAAGAGGAAUGAUGGCGUUCUGCAUGCACAAGCCGGCAGCUAAGUACAAACCUGGGAGAGCCGCCUCUUUGCUGAAAGUUCUACCAUGUUAACCGUCAAGUAGAAUGUACAGUAUGUAAUAUCAUAACACUGAAAUUUGCAAAAUAUCAUUAAACUUUCAUUAAAAAUAAAUUAGUAGCAGUUACAGUUGUGCGUAUGUUCUCUUGUUAGUCUUUGAUGAGAACGUAACCAUCC
This is a messenger RNA of Phalaenopsis equestris, 844 nucleotides long. RefSeq lists its product as uncharacterized. Lineage: Eukaryota; Viridiplantae; Streptophyta; Magnoliopsida; Asparagales; Orchidaceae. The record is from RefSeq and is a predicted model, not a curated record. The transcript is spliced from 2 exons. The coding region runs from base 83 to 622 and encodes 179 amino acids.